Messenger RNA from Schizosaccharomyces japonicus yFS275, 471 nucleotides. RefSeq names its product cell cycle transcriptional repressor Whi5. The transcript has 2 exons. The coding region runs from base 1 to 471 and encodes 156 amino acids. Lineage: Eukaryota; Fungi; Ascomycota; Schizosaccharomycetes; Schizosaccharomycetales; Schizosaccharomycetaceae. Gene Ontology annotation, cellular component: cytoplasm; nucleus. Gene Ontology annotation, biological process: G1/S transition of mitotic cell cycle. The record is from RefSeq and is a predicted model, not a curated record.
AUGCAUGAGAACAAGACUAAAACAUCAAGUCUCCCUCUCACUUCAAAUCAACAGCGAAAUUUAUUAGAGAUAUCACGAAACCUGAAGGAACGGUUGCAAUAUGCUGCAUUUAAAGUUGACAACGGCUGGGAAACGCGAUCGCUUGAUCAAGUGGAAGUUUUGGUCCAAAUGAAACUGCAAAGCGUUCAAGCAGGAAACAGACUGAAGAGUAUUUUGAAGCAGCCGAAAACCAUUAGAGACUCAAUUGCUGAGGGAGAGCCUCGUAGCGAUACUGUUCUACACGUUCAGGUGAGAGGUGAUGGAAAUGCCAAACUCGACACUUUAUCUCCAAACUUCCCAACGCUUUUACAUCCACAGAAACAUGUUUCUUUCAGCGAAACCGAUGAUACAGAUAUUGCGCGACUUUUGUUGGAAAUGUGUGCAUCCCCUGGACCCGAACCAGUUGCAAUGCCUGAUCAACCUGCGAAUUAA